Molecule: messenger RNA, 740 nt
Organism: Lolium rigidum
Lineage: Eukaryota; Viridiplantae; Streptophyta; Magnoliopsida; Poales; Poaceae
Exons: 4
Coding region: 1-549 (182 amino acids)
Source: RefSeq, a predicted model, not a curated record
AUGGCCUCGGCUGCCUGCGUUUCUGCGGUUCAUCUCGUCGCGGCGGUUGGACUGGGCGGCAUCUUCUUCGUGGGAGGACAGCCGGGCGGACUCCCUGCGAUCUCGUUCUCCACCAGCACCCGAGGUCUCAGACCUCCACUAGCCUCUGAAAUCGACCUCGACCUCUGUACGUUGAGCUCCAACCUUCGACCCGACCUCAAGAUCCCGUUCAAGUUCUCCAACCUUCAGCUGCCUCCCAAGACUGCAAGGAAUGUGGAGUUAGCCUUGACCGGGCUGAUAGCGGGAAGCACAGAGGCAGCACAGGCAACUCGCCUUACAACAUGUCCUCUUCAAACAGGUGCUGGAGACAUGCAGUGCAGUGGUCGAUACCGGAGCUCCCGUCCCCACCAAUGGCUUCAGGCCACCACAAGAAGAGGCGCCUGGGCUCUUAUGGUUGAAUUUGACAGCAGCGCCAUCGUACGGGAUAUCAGCUCCCCUGACAGUUCUCUCCGGCAUUACUUUUUGUGGACUAGCUGGCUAUCGCAAGGAGACGAAAGAUAUAAAUCCUGAGGAAAACUAUGUGAUUUUAGCCAUUACACAGAUGGAGGCAGGAGCUAGCAGGCAAGACGCUGACAUGAUGGUGUUGGCCAGUUCUGUUCUUUCCCGCGGUAGCUCAGCUAUGUGAGUAAUAAGUGGUUAUCGAUGGGAAGUAAAUUGUAAUUAGUGGAUCUGAAAGCCCUCUCAUUUGGGACGCCAGAAUA